GUCAUGAAUACAUUUUCUAAUCUGUGGAAACGCCCCUCGUCGUGUCAAACGUACGUUGUCGGGAUUUUUGCGUAUUUUGUGCAUUAUUUUGCUAUUUAUUGGUUCAGGGCAAGGAAUAAUUAGUUUAAACAUCAAAUUUCGGUGCUUGUAAUUCAUCAAUUAGGUUAAUAAGCAACAAAAUGACCGACUCAAAGUAUUUCACCACCACGAAAAAGGGGGAGAUAUUCGAACUAAAGUCGGAACUCAACAGCGAUAAAAAGGAGAAAAAGAAGGAAGCUGUCAAAAAGGUCAUUGCGUCCAUGACAGUCGGUAAAGAUGUCUCCGCACUAUUCCCCGACGUCGUCAACUGCAUGCAAACAGACAACUUGGAGCUAAAAAAGUUGGUCUACUUAUAUCUCAUGAACUACGCCAAAUCACAACCAGAUAUGGCCAUCAUGGCUGUUAACACCUUUGUCAAGGAUUGCGAAGACUCCAACCCACUCAUAAGAGCUCUGGCUGUACGGACCAUGGGUUGCAUCCGAGUGGACAAAAUCACGGAGUAUCUGUGUGAACCUCUGCGAAAGUGCUUGAAAGAUGAAGACCCGUAUGUAAGGAAGACAGCAGCAGUGUGCGUUGCUAAACUGUAUGACAUAUCAUCUAGCAUGGUGGAAGAUCAGGGUUUCCUGGACCAGCUAAAGGACCUGCUGAGUGACUCCAACCCCAUGGUGGUGGCCAAUGCCGUCGCCGCUCUCUCGGAGAUCAACGAGGCCAGCGUCUCUGGACAUCCACUAGUUGAGAUGAACGCGCCAACCAUCAACAAGCUGCUGACAGCGCUGAACGAGUGCACCGAGUGGGGCCAAGUGUUCAUCCUGGACGCGCUCAGCAACUACUCCCCGCGCGACGCGCGCGAGGCGCACUCCAUCUGCGAGCGCAUCACGCCGCGCCUCGCGCACGCCAACGCGGCCGUUGUACUGUCCGCCGUCAAGGUCCUCAUGAAGUUGAUGGAGAUGGUGUCCGAAGACACGGAGCUGGUGAGCACGCUGUCCCGCAAGCUGGCGCCGCCGCUGGUGACGCUGCUGUCGGCGGAGCCCGAGGUGCAGUACGUGGCGCUCCGCAACAUCAACCUCGUCGUGCAGAAGCGGCCCGACAUCCUCAAACACGAAAUGAAGGUGUUCUUCGUGAAAUAUAAUGACCCGAUCUACGUGAAGCUUGAAAAGCUGGAUAUCAUGAUCCGCCUCGCGUCGCAGGCCAACAUUGCGCAAGUGCUAGGCGAGCUGAAGGAGUACGCCACCGAGGUGGACGUGGACUUCGUGCGCAAGGCCGUGCGCGCCAUCGGCCGCUGCGCCAUCAAGGUGGAGCCAUCAGCCGAGCGCUGUGUAUCAACCCUGCUGGAGCUGAUCCAAACGAAAGUUAACUAUGUAGUGCAGGAAGCCGUGGUGGUGAUCAAGGACAUCUUCCGCAAGUACCCCAACAAGUACGAGAGCAUCAUCUCCACGCUCUGCGAGAAUCUCGACACGCUGGAUGAGCCUGAAGCCAGGGCUUCUAUGGUAUGGAUCGUGGGCGAGUACGCGGAGCGCAUCGACAACGCCGACGAGCUGCUGGACUCCUUCCUCGAGGGCUUCCACGACGAGAACGCACAGGUGCAACUCCAACUGUUAACGGCGGUGGUGAAACUGUUCCUCAAACGGCCCGCGGACACCCAGGAGUUAGUCCAGCACGUGCUCAGCCUUGCAACGCAGGACUCCGACAACCCCGACCUGAGGGACCGUGGUUUCAUUUACUGGCGCCUGCUCUCCACGGACCCCGCGGCCGCCAAGGAAGUUGUUCUCGCGGAUAAGCCGCUCAUUUCUGAGGAGACAGACCUUCUGGAGCCGACGCUGCUGGAUGAGCUCAUCUGUCACAUCAGCUCGCUUGCGUCUGUGUACCACAAGCCACCUACUGCCUUUGUUGAAGGGCGCGGCGCGGGCGUGCGCAAGUCGCUGCCGGCGCGCGGCGCGUCCGAGCCGUCCGAGGCGCACGCGCCACAGGCCACCGUCAUUCCCAACCAGGAGUCGCUGAUCGGCGACCUGCUGUCCAUGGACAUCGGCGCGCCGCCCGCGCCGCCCGCCGCGCCCGCCUCCAACCUGGACCUGCUCGCCGGCGGCCUCGAUGUGCUGUUGGGCGGCGGGCCGGAGCCGGCGGCGGGCGGCAGCUCGGGGCUGCUGGGCGACAUCUUCGGCGCCGCCGCGCCCGCCUGCUACGUGCCGCCCAAGACGUGCUGGCUGCCCGCCGACAAGGGCAAAGGCCUAGAGAUCUGGGGCACGUUCAGUCGGCAGGGCGGGCAGCCGCGCCUGGAGAUGACCUUCACCAACAAGGCCAUGCAGGCCAUGAGCGGCUUCGCCAUACAGCUCAACAAGAACAGUUUCGGCGUGUUCCCGGCGGGUAGCCUGUCGGUGGGCGCGCUGGCGGCCGGCGCCAGCGCGGAGGCGCCGCUCCCCCUCGCCACCACCGGGCCCGUGCAGCGCAUGGAGCCGCUCAACAACCUGCAGGUACUGUCCCACAGCCCUGGCAGCUGUCGGUGGGCGCGCUGGCGGCCGGCGCCAGCGCGGAGGCGCCGCUCCCCCUCGCCACCACCGGGCCCGUGCAGCGCAUGGAGCCGCUCAACAACCUGCAGGUACUGUCCCACAGCCCUGGCAGCUGUCGGUGGGCGCGCUGGCGGCCGGCGCCAGCGCGGAGGCGCCGCUCCCCCUCGCCACCACCGGGCCCGUGCAGCGCAUGGAGCCGCUCAACAACCUGCAGGUACUGUCCCACAGCCCUGGCAGCUGUCGGUGGGCGCGCUGGCGGCCGGCGCCAGCGCGGAGGCGCCGCUCCCCCUCGCCACCACCGGGCCCGUGCAGCGCAUGGAGCCGCUCAACAACCUGCAGGUACUGUCCCACAGCCCUGGCAGCUGUCGGUGGGCGCGCUGGCGGCCGGCGCCAGCGCGGAGGCGCCGCUCCCCCUCGCCACCACCGGGCCCGUGCAGCGCAUGGAGCCGCUCAACAACCUGCAGGUACUGUCCCACAGCCCUGGCAGCUGUCGGUGGGCGCGCUGGCGGCCGGCGCCAGCGCGGAGGCGCCGCUCCCCCUCGCCACCACCGGGCCCGUGCAGCGCAUGGAGCCGCUCAACAACCUGCAGGUACUGUCCCACAGCCCUGGCAGCUGUCGGUGGGCGCGCUGGCGGCCGGCGCCAGCGCGGAGGCGCCGCUCCCCCUCGCCACCACCGGGCCCGUGCAGCGCAUGGAGCCGCUCAACAACCUGCAGGUACUGUCCCACAGCCCUGGCAGCUGUCGGUGGGCGCGCUGGCGGCCGGCGCCAGCGCGGAGGCGCCGCUCCCCCUCGCCACCACCGGGCCCGUGCAGCGCAUGGAGCCGCUCAACAACCUGCAGGUACUGUCCCACAGCCCUGGCAGCUGUCGGUGGGCGCGCUGGCGGCCGGCGCCAGCGCGGAGGCGCCGCUCCCCCUCGCCACCACCGGGCCCGUGCAGCGCAUGGAGCCGCUCAACAACCUGCAGGUACUGUCCCACAGCCCUGGCAGCUGUCGGUGGGCGCGCUGGCGGCCGGCGCCAGCGCGGAGGCGCCGCUCCCCCUCGCCACCACCGGGCCCGUGCAGCGCAUGGAGCCGCUCAACAACCUGCAGGUACUGUCCCACAGCCCUGGCAGCUGUCGGUGGGCGCGCUGGCGGCCGGCGCCAGCGCGGAGGCGCCGCUCCCCCUCGCCACCACCGGGCCCGUGCAGCGCAUGGAGCCGCUCAACAACCUGCAGGUACUGUCCCACAGCCCUGGCAGCUGUCGGUGGGCGCGCUGGCGGCCGGCGCCAGCGCGGAGGCGCCGCUCCCCCUCGCCACCACCGGGCCCGUGCAGCGCAUGGAGCCGCUCAACAACCUGCAGGUACUGUCCCACAGCCCUGGCAGCUGUCGGUGGGCGCGCUGGCGGCCGGCGCCAGCGCGGAGGCGCCGCUCCCCCUCGCCACCACCGGGCCCGUGCAGCGCAUGGAGCCGCUCAACAACCUGCAGGUACUGUCCCACAGCCCUGGCAGCUGUCGGUGGGCGCGCUGGCGGCCGGCGCCAGCGCGGAGGCGCCGCUCCCCCUCGCCACCACCGGGCCCGUGCAGCGCAUGGAGCCGCUCAACAACCUGCAGGUACUGUCCCACAGCCCUGGCAGCUGUCGGUGGGCGCGCUGGCGGCCGGCGCCAGCGCGGAGGCGCCGCUCCCCCUCGCCACCACCGGGCCCGUGCAGCGCAUGGAGCCGCUCAACAACCUGCAGGUACUGUCCCACAGCCCUGGCAGCUGUCGGUGGGCGCGCUGGCGGCCGGCGCCAGCGCGGAGGCGCCGCUCCCCCUCGCCACCACCGGGCCCGUGCAGCGCAUGGAGCCGCUCAACAACCUGCAGGUGGCGAUAAAGAACAACGUGGACGUGUUCUACUUCGCGUGCCUCAUGCCGGCGCACAUCCUCUUCACGGAGGACGGGCAGCUCGACAAGCGCGUCUUCCUCACCACCUGGAAGGAGAUCCCGGCCGCCAACGAGGUGCAGCACUCGCUCUCCGGCGUCAUCGGCACCGCCGACUCCAUCGCGCACAAAAUGACUCUCAACAACGUCUUCACCAUCGCCAAGCGCAACGUAGAGGGACAAGACAUGCUCUAUCAAUCACUAAAACUCACUAACAACAUCUGGGUUUUACUCGAACUGAAACUACAACCCGGAAACCCAGAAGCGACGCUCAGCUUGAAAUCACGCACUGUCGAAGUAGCCUCCUGUAUAUUCCAAGCGUACGAAGCUAUCAUCAAAUCGUAAUCUCGUUCCAUGUUAAGACGUAUUGUUAUUAUAGUAUUCUUAUGUAAGUUAUAGACUUUAUACGAUUGUAAAUUCCAUUAGUGUAUGAAUGUUUAUUAGAGAUUCUAGCUUUUUGAACGAGUUUCGCCUAAUUAUAAAAUAUUCGGUGGAAUAUUGUGAGAAGGAAAGUUAGAAACUAUUUAUUAGAGAUUAUGAAAUGAUAUGCGAGUAUAUCGCGGCCAGUGCCGGAUUAACCAUUAAGCAAAAUAAGCACUUGCUUAGGGCACCACGUCUAGGGGGGCACCAAAAUCGUAGGAAAAAAACGCGCAGGCUGCAUCAGCAUCGCAGUCGUAGUACUUAUGUACACGAAACUUUUUGUCGACUUUGACGUGUGCAAGUACCCAUCUAAUAACGGGGUCGUAAUAGAGUGAGGACACGUAAGCACAUCUCCAACCCUUCGCGGAGGCCCUCAAAGCUCAUAGCCAAAAUAUCUUACCGUCGGGCUUGUGGUCAACCGAUUUUCCCGACGUAGAUUACCGAUUUUGUAGCGAAUUUUGCUCUCUUGCACGCCAGAUGUGUCGGCCUGGCCGAGUUGCUGCAGAACCACGAUCAUGCGACUUAUUAAGUUUCGGUUUCCACUUAAGCCAAAGGCCGAGCAGUAGGAGAACCGUGAUUACAUAGGUUCGAUUUCAAGCCACUCUAUUGCAAUUCGGCGUUAGGUCUUAUGCGACGCUAGGCCUUCUACUUUGUGCAAACUGCCUUACUUUCACUUAACAUGGAUCCAAAUCUAAGCUGUCCUCUCUCGAAGCUGGGCCUUCUGCCUUGCUCACACCUCGCCAUCAGUUGUAUUGUAUGAUAACCCACCGCGAUCGGACGCUCCGGACGUUCAGCCAUUCAUACCUCGCCAGUGGUCAAAUUCAAAUGCUUUCUUCCAGCUCGACCUUUGGCCUCAUCCAUGCCUCAUCCGUAAGCGCCGAUCGAACGCUCCGAGCGUUCAGCCUUAUGAAAAGCUCAGCCUUAGACUUUGCCUUUAAAAACACUGAUUUAACUUUCACGAUUUAGGCCAAUCAAAUUAGAUCCAAAAAUAGCGUUUUGAGGAAUUAAUUCCCAGCAAGCUGGAAAAUGUUUUAAUACUUCCAUUUCAUUCUAAAUGCGUGUAAUCCAAGUUUGCUCCAUCCCAGGGGGUAUGCAUACAUUUUGGGAUCCUUAGGAGAUAUUUUUUUCCUUUCGAAAUCACUUGAUUUUGAAGGACAUACGACAGUUCGUGGAUUAGACACUGCAUGGUAAGAAGGCGUUUUUGGAUUUUUAACAUGAUUUUACCAAAAAUAAAAAAUGUCGACCUUUUUAUACAAUUUAGACUAGGAAUACAUAUUAGGGUACCUUCAAUAAAUCAAUAUGUUUUAUUGCAAGAACAUAAUUAAAUUACAUUUCGGAUCCUCAGAUAUCAGAUUUAAUCAUAAUUAGAACAAAUUUUCCGCCGGACGUACCGUUUUCGAUUUUCAAGCAAAAAAAAAACUGAAAAAGAGGAAACAUUUAUGCACACCUCCUGGAAUGGAGCAAACUCGGAUUACACGCAUUUUUAGGACCAAAUUCGAAAAAAUCUAAUUUUAUUGGCCUAAUUGUGAUACAUUAUUAUUUAAGAAAACGGGACUUAAUCGCGUUUGAUUUAGUUCUAAAAUUACCUCCAACGUCAAGAUAAUGAUGUCGACUUUACCCAGUCUUCUCCGAGACUAUGGGGAAAACGCCGUUUUUGAAACGUCGGGUCAGUGGUAAUUUUAAAACUUACCCUAUUAAGUCCCGUUUUCGUUAACAAUAAUUUGCUAUUUAAGACACUUGCGGCCAUUGGUUCGUGUUCUGACAAGAACCAAUGGCCAAUGGCUAAGCCUCUACUGAAGCUCUGCCUUUGCUCUCACAUGAAUGAGCUUCGCAGGAAAGCUCUAGAGGUUGCAAAACCCUGUGCGGAGUACGGCCUAUGCCUUUUAUAUCUUCUCACACUUGGACAUUGGUUGGCUCACCUCCGGCCUUAUGCGAAGCACGAUCUUCAAUUUGCUAACACUUGACCUUACAUACUGUUGGAACAUUACUGCUGCAGUACUGUCAAUUUCCGUGAUAAAAUGAUGUGUUGGAUUGAAAAUUCUAUUCUCAGCAGUAAUGCGGCAAUAAAAGUCACUCAAUUUACCAAGAAAAUUCAAUGUUAUCUUGAUGAGGGGGCACCAUGGUCUAGAAAUGCUUAGGGCAUCAAAAUGUCUUAAUCCGGCACUGAUCGCGGCGAGUGGGAUGGAAGACUCCGGGAGAAUUAUGCCGUGUAAUGGCUAUAAAUAAAUAAUUAUGUUAAA
Molecule: messenger RNA, 7099 nt
Organism: Cydia pomonella (codling moth)
Lineage: Eukaryota; Metazoa; Arthropoda; Insecta; Lepidoptera; Tortricidae
Gene: AP-1-2beta
Product: AP-1 complex subunit beta-1
Exons: 18
Coding region: 180-4784 (1534 amino acids)
Biological process (GO): vesicle-mediated transport; intracellular protein transport
Cellular component (GO): clathrin adaptor complex; membrane coat
Source: RefSeq, a predicted model, not a curated record